Molecule: messenger RNA, 20659 nt
Organism: Podarcis lilfordi (Lilford's wall lizard)
Lineage: Eukaryota; Metazoa; Chordata; Lepidosauria; Squamata; Lacertidae
Source: the annotation of a GenBank genome assembly
GUCUGGGGGGGCAGGUCCUCCCUGGCCCAGGCCCCUCCCUGGCCGGCCCCCCUUCUGCCCGCCGAGGGGCUGCUCGGUCUCCCUCUCGGGGUGAGUCUCGCCGUGGGGAGAAGGGGGGGCGGGGGGGGCUGGUCAGAUCCUGCAGGGGGGGAGGCCCAAAUCGGGGGGGGGCGAGGGGGCCAGGGCUCUGCCCCCUGGGGGAGGGAGGGGUGGGGGGGAGGCUGCGGGUAAUAAUAAUAAUAUUUUUUUAUUUAUACCCCGCCCUUCCUGGUUCAAAAACGGGGCUCGGGGCGGCAAACAGCCAAUUUAAAACACUGCACUUUAAUGUUUUAAUGUUGUAUUUUAAUCUGGUUCCUUCAACUUGUUUUUAUGAUUGGUUGUUAGCCGCCCUGAGCCGGGCCUUGGCUGAGGAGGGCGCGCCAUAAACAAAAACUAUUGUUGUUAUUAAUGAUAAAAGCAGCAUGAAAUACAGUAUAAAAAACACGAAUAACGAUAAAAUUCAGAAAUAGUCAAAAUUAGAUGAUCCCCAGGGCCAGCUGGCUGCGUUGAGGCCGGGGCUCUCGGAGCCGGGGAGGGAAGGGAAAGAAAAGACCGGGCUGAAUUCGAAUUCAAGGCCCGGCGGAAGGAGGUUCAGUCCUGAGGCCGAAGCCCCGCGCGCUCCCCUCCUGCCCCGCCACGCGGCUUCUCUGGCUCCGCCGCCGCCCCAGGUCUCGCCGUGGAGGCAGGAGAGGCCUCCGGAACGGCAAAACAACCCCGUGACGGGGCAGCUUUUCUGGCUGGGAAGAGAAAUCAGGCGGGGGGGGGGCAGCCCCUCCCCAGUGCUGAGAGUGGGAGGGAGAGACCCUCCACCCCCCCCAUUCUCCGGCCUGAGAUACAGAUUCCUAGUUCCCUGACAAUAAUGAUAAUAAUGAUAAUAAUUUAUUUAUACUCCACCCGUCCGGCUGGGUUGUGUGUUUGUGUGUGUAACGUGUGUGUGUACCUUAAGCUAGAAUGAUUAACUUUGGCACAAUUCUGCAUAUAAGAAACUUCACUCUCUCUCUGUUUUUUUUAUAAUAAUAAAUUUUAUUUAUACCCCGCCCUCCCCAGCCAGAGCCAGGCUCAGGGCAACUAAUGCCAAUAAAAUUACAGUGGUACUUCAGGUUACGGACUCCGCUAACCCAGAAAUAGUACCUCGGGUUAAGAACUUUGCUUCAGGAUGAGAACAGAAAUCGUGCUCCAGCGGCGCAGCAGCCACAGGAGGCCCCAUUAGCUAAAGUGGUACCUCAGGUUAAGAACAGUUUCAGAUGAAGAACGGACCUCCACUGUGAGGAAAUUAAGAAUUUUUUUGAUAGUAGUACAUGAAGAACUAAAGAAGGUGUUGAAAAUACCAAUAACAAAGAAACCAGAGACAUAUCUCCUUGGAUUGAUAGAUGAAGAGAUACCAUGGCGGGGGGGGGGGGAGAAGAAUUUUUCUAUACCUGUACAGUAAAAUCAUAAUGGGGGGGACGGGACCCAAUUUAAAAUACAGGUUAAAAUGCAAUUUUAAAUGCAGCCUCAUUUUAAAAGUCAAAACCGUAAGGGGAGGGAAACAUAAGGGUCAGACCGAGUCCAAACCAAAGGCCAGGCGGAACAGCUCUGUCUUACAGGCCCGGCGGAAGGAGGUUAAAUCCCGCAGGGCCCUAGUCUCUUGUGACAGAGCAUUCCACCAAGCCGGGGCCAGUACUGAGAAGGCCCUGGCCCUAGUUGAAACCAGUCUAACCUCCUUGUGACUUGGGACCUCCAAAGUGUUGUCAUUUGUGGACCUUUAGGUCCUCUGCGAGGGGUUGGCAAGAAGGGUGGAUGCGUAAAACACUCUGGAAUUGUAGCUUUGAGGCUGGGAGGGGGGGUGGGGGGUCUCCUGCCAACUCUCUCAUGCCAACUUCUUUGCAGGAAGUCAGGACUUUUAAAAGUGGCCUGAUCCAGCUUUGCAAGUGGCAGGGGUGUGUGGGUGUGGGUGUGUUGUCUCUUUCCUUUGUUUUUGGAAUAUUUCAAUAUAGAAGUUUUUAAAUGGGUUGAAACAAAAUUUUAAAAAAAUCCUUCCAGUUCCAGUAGCACCUUAGAGACCAACUAAGUUUGUUAUUGGUAUGAGCUUUCGUGUGCAUGCACACUUCUUCAGAUACAUCGUGCAUGCACAAUUCAUGCAAGUACACAAAAGCUCAUACCAAUAACAAACUUAGUUGGUCUCUAAGGUGCUACUGGAAGGAAUUUUUAUUUUUUAUCUUGUUUCGACUACGGCAGACCAACACGGCGACCUACCUGUAACUUUAUAUGGGUUGUUAUAAUUUCUCGUAUUUCUAUGGCUGCAUCUAUUCCCCAGGGCGGGUUACAACCAUUUUACAAUUCCGUAUUAAAAAGAGUUAAAACCAAGGACAGUCACAGGAAAUGGCUGGGUCAUGAAAACACAUUUCUCAGGUGCCCAAGGCUUCAUUAAGGAGUGGAAGGUGAGCAAUUGAGGAAAGGGAAUUUCCCAACCAAGGAUUCGCCACCAAGAUGCCCUGAGAUAACAACAACAACAACAACAACAACAAUAAUAAUAAUUAUUCCCCAGCCACUCUGGACGGCUUCCAACCAAAUAUUAAAAUACAAUAAUUCAUCAAACAUUAAAAGCUUCCCUAAACAGGGCUGCCUUCAGAUGUCUUCUAAAAGUCUGGUAGUUGUUUAUCUCUUUGACAUCUGAUGGGAGGGCAUUCCACAGGGUGGGCGCCACUGCAGAGAAGGCCCUCUGCCUGGUUCCCUGUAACUUGGCUUCUCGCAGUGAGGGGAACUGCCAGAAGGCCCUUGGAACUGGACCUCAGUGUCCGGGUAGAACGAUGGGGGUGGAGACGCUCCUUCAGGUAUACUGGGCCUUUGAGGCCGUUUAGGGCUUGAAAGGUCAGCACCAACACUUUCAAUUGUGCUCGGAAACGUAUUGGGAGCCAGUGCAGGUCUUUCAAGACCAGUAUUAUAUGGUCUCGGCGGCUGCUCCCAGUCCCCAGUCUAGCUGUCGCAUUCUGGAUCAGUUGUAGCUUCGGGGUCACCUUCAAAGGUAGCCCCACAUAGAGCGCAUUGCAGUAGUCCAAGUGGGAGAUAACCAGAGCAUGCACCACUCUGGCCAGACAAUUCGCGGUCAGGGUGGGUCUCAUCCUGCGUACCAGAUGGAGCUGGUAGACAGCUGCCCUGGACACAGAAUUAACCUGCGCCUCCAUGGACAGCUGGGAGUCCAAAAUGACUCCCAGGCUGCGCACCUGGUCCUUCAGGGGCACAGUUACCCAGAGAUCAUUGACCAGUGCGACCAAGGCGUGAGAGGGAAGGAAGGAGGCGGCCAUUAGGAGUUCUUUUUACAAGCCCACCACAUAUGAAAAAAAAUGUUCCUUCUGCCGUUUUACACUUCCGAAACAUGCUUGCAUUAGCUUUGUACAUUUUGGGCAACUUAUUUGGUGUUAAAUACCAUCUACAAAUCAGCUUCAGAUAGUUUUCUCUUAAAGUGUAACAAGGAGCACAUCUUCCACAACUUCUCUCAUGAAGACACUUUUAUAUUACGUCCCACAUCUCAUUGCCGCUUUCACCAUUUCACCCUUAGUUUCCCAUUCCAGAAGUCUUUUAUCCAUCUUAGAAAUCAAUCUUCUUAUAACCCCCUUUCAAAAACAGAGCUUUACUCGCUUUGGGUUGUGCCAUUUCGGGUUGCGCACUGCACCAAACCCGCAAGUACAGGAACGGGUUACUUCCGGGUUUCGGCACUUGUGCAUGUGCAGAAGCGCUAAAUCGCACUUUGUGCAUGCACAGAAGCACCGAAUCGUGACCUGCGCGUGUGUAAAUGCAACGCUGUGGGCUGUGGACACUGCGGGUCGCAAACGUGCUUUCCGCACGGAUCAUGUUCGCAACCCGAGCGUCCACUGUAGUCUAGUGAUGCUUCAUAAUACAGUCUUAAAUUUGACCGUGCCAGUCCACCUUUCUUUAAUAUCUGUUAAUAUUUUAUGCUUAAUUCUGGGCUUCUUCCCCUGCCAGGUAAACUUUGAGAUCUCCUUUGUUUGAACCAUCCUGCAUAAAUUACUGUCGGGUUUGUCUGGAAUAAAAACAACAUUUUAGGCAAAAGGUUCAUCUUAAUUGCAUAAAUUAUUCCUUGCAGUGAGAGUUUAAUUCUCCCCCAUCUUUCAAAAUCCUUUUUUACUUUGCUCCAUACUACAACAUAAUUACCAUGAAAUAAAUUUGGUCACUUUCCUUCUGGCAGGGCUAGAGGCUUACUUUUCUUCCUUCCUUCUGUCGUUAUUGUUUUUGUUUUAAUUAAAAAAAGAGCUCAGAAUCUGGGCUGUGGUCUGCUUCAGCCCUGGUUCCUAGGGAAUGUUCUCUCCUCCUGACCGUGAUUCAAUUUUAUAACAGAACAAUGGAUUUGUUUUGUCCGAAUUGCUAGCACCUCCAAUUUCAACAGGUGGAACGUGGCAGAAGACUAAGGGGCUCCUUCUCAUCUCUUGGAGACUUCCUAAGAGCAGAGAUGGAUGAGCAAGACUCAGCUGGCCCUGAAGCGGGCAGAAGCCAAGCCGUCCAAACUGAGAGCAGUGGGGGAUUCUGGGAAAACUCCAUGCAGAAGAUCCUGGGUGAGGAGGACACUCUCUGCUCAGAUGUGCAGAGCCAGAAGGUCUGGAAGUUCUGCUGCCAGGAGGCUGAAGGACCCCGAGAAGUUUGCCGCCAGUUCCACCAACUAGACCAUCAGUGGCUGAAGCCAGAAAGGCACACGAAAGCUGAGAUGGUGGACCUGGUGAUCUUGGAGCAGUUCCUGGCUGUCCUUCCCCCAGAGAUGGAGAGCUGGGUGAGGGAAUGUGGAGCAGAGACCACUUCCCAGGCGGUGGCCCUGGCUGAAGGUUUCCUCCUGAGUCAGGCAGAGGAGAGGAAGAAGGCAGAGCAGCAGGUGAGAGAGACUUUCCUCUGGAUACUCCCAAGGGGCUCCAAACCAGAGCAAGAGUAUCCCAAAAUGUGGUACUAAUGUCCCAUCCCUUUAUGGAUCGGAUCCAAGGAAUGCGAUCUGGUACCCCUAGAGUGUUUGCCUCUACCAUUGCUUUUCUAAUCCCCCUUCCCAUUUUGUUUUGAAUCUUUGUUGCUCUUUCAGGUUCAGGAUCUGUUGACAGAAAUGGGCCCCGAUUCCUCUGAGGCAGAGAGGACUCCGUUGGACACCAGAGAGUGGCCGCUGGGUAAGGAAGAAUGAGCUUUUUCUGUGUGUGGUCACAUUUUGUUGAUUUUGAAACUAAUCCGCGGGUUCUUUUCAUCCUUUUCGCGGGGGCGGGGUGGAGACAUUUAGGGCCAAGAGCUCAGAGGUUUAUUUUUACACGACAAAAUGUGAAAAGGGUACAAAUGCCAAAAUGCCCUCUGUAGGUGACACUUUUUCUAAGGCACUUAAGAGAUGCUCUGCUUCACCCCCCAAGAGAAGCGUGGAGUCAUGGCUUCUCACUUGCCUCUCUCUCGCAGGUGAGGGAACGAUGUUGGUAAGACCUCUUCUUCCGUCUUUUCAUGGUGGUGAAGGGGAUGCAGCAGAAUCGGAACCAGAUCAGGUAAUAAUAAUAAUAAUAUUUUUUUUUUAUACCCUGCCCUCCCCGGCCAGAGCUGGGCUCAGGGUGGCUAACACCAAUAAAAUCACAGGAAAAACAUAAUGGGGAAAGAUGGGGGGGAGGGGAGAAAACCCCAAUUUAAAAUACGGGUUAAAAUGCAAUUUAAAAUGCAGCCUCCUUUUAAAGUAGCUGAUAAAUCAAGACCAUAAGGGGAGGGAAACAUAAAGGUCAGAGUGAGUCCAAGCCAAAGUCCAGGCGGAACAGCUCCAUCUUGCAGGCCCAGCGGAAAGAUGUCAAGUCCCGCAGGGCCCUGGUCUCUUGGGACAGAGCGUUCCACCACAUUGCGGCCAGUGCUGAAAAGGCCCUGGCCCUAGUUGAGACCAGUCUAACCUCCUUGAGGCUCAGGACAUCCAAAGUGUUGUUAUUUGUUAAGGUCCUCCGUGGGGCAUACCCGGAGAGGCGGUCCCGUAGGUAGUAGGGGGAAGGAGACUGAGGGGCGUCAGGAUGCUGUCAGUGGCUCCUGGCUGGUUGCUCAAGAAAGAAUAAAGACAAGGGAAAGUUUCUUACAGUCCUUACGGAGAGAGGCUAUAGAACCCAGCCUCUUGGAUAAUAAAAGUAACAAUAAAAGUAACACAGCAUUCUAAAAUCAAUAUUCAAAAAUCAAUUCAAAAUCAAAUUCAUGGCAACCACUGGUCCAGAGUUCUAUGAGGAUCACCAAAGGAGGGGGUGAGACUGUGCCUUGGCCAAAGGCCUGGUGGAACAGCUCUGUCUUGCAGGCCCUGAAGAAAGAUGUCAAGUCCCGUAGGGCCCUAGUCUCUUGUGACAGAGCGUUCCACCAGAUCGGGGCCACAGCCGAAAAGGCCCUGGCUCUGGUUGAGGCCAGCCUAACCUCCCUGUGGCCCUGGACCUCCAAGAUGUUUUUGUUUGAAGACCGUAAGGUCCCCCAUGCGACAUACUAGGAGAGGUGGUCCCGUAGGUACGAGGGUCCUAGGCCGUAUAGGGCUUUAAAGGUUAAAACCAGCGCCUUAAACCUGCUCCUGUACUCCACCGGGAGCCAGUUCAGCUGGUAUAGGACCGGGUGAAUGUGAUCCCGCAGCGAGGACCCCGUAAGGGGGGAAAUGCCAUUGUCAGGCUGGCAGGAGUUGACCAGCAAGAAUUAUGGACAAACUCCUCCUCCAGCCUCUGUCUCUCAGCUUCACAGUCAAGGGAGAACCAAGAAAAAUAACCAACCAGCCCCCAGCUGCCAAUUGCCAACUGUCCAAUCCUUACCCUAAUACAGUGGCACCUCGGGUUACAGACGCUUCAGGUUACAGACUCCGCUAACCCAGAAAUAUUACCUCGGGUUAAGAACUUUGCUUCAAGAUGAGAACAGAAAGUGUGGCAUGGCAGCGUCAGCGGGAGGCCCCAUUAGCUAAAGUGGUGCUUCAGGUUAAGAACAGUUUCAGGUUAAGAAAGGACCUCCACUGUGAGGAAAUUAAGAAAUUUUGGAUGGUAGUACAUGAAGAACUAAAGAAGAUGUUGAAAACAUCAAUAACAAAGAAACCAGAGACAUAUCUCCUUGGAUUGAGAGUUGAUGAGAUACCACGGGGGGGGGGGGGGGAAUUUUUCUAUAUACAAGUACAGCUGCUAGAAUAGUGAUUGCUGCUAGGUGGAAGUCACAAACUAUACCCACAAAGGAGGAAUGGAUUUGUAAACUAAAUGAAUAUUUAAUCCUGGCAAAACUAACUGGCAUAAUAAGAAAUCAGUUUAAAAAGGAGUGGAAAUGUUUUGAUGAAUAUAUGGCAAAAUAUUGCUGGAAAAAAGAUACGCUAAUAUGCCUAGAUUAAAAUGUGAAGUACUGGAUGGAAGAAAAAUUAGUAAUGAAAGAUAAUAAUAAUAUAUAGAUGAUUUGAGAAGAUUGUAGAAUGCAAAGAUUAUUGUAAAUUGUAUAAUGUGGAGGAAAUCGAAUAGGGGCGGAGGGAAGUGGGAGGAAGGAGAAAAGGAUAAUAUGUUGGAUUGAAGAAAUAGAAAUGUAAAUGUAUGGGGGGGAUGGGGAGGAAAUGGUGUUGGCUUUGGUACAUCUGUAUUGUAAUGCAAUAUGUGAAAACCAAUAAAUAAAUAUUAAAAAAAGGAAUGGACCUCCAGAUCGAAUUGAGUUCUUAACCAGAGGUACCACCGAUUCUCUGCAAAAUGCCUUCCCAGUGACAUUGCAUUAGAAAUACUAACACGAGGCAGUUGACAAACCAUAGAAAACAGCGGCCACGAUUCACCUAACCAGCCCCAUCAGUUGCACAGCGGGGCUUUCUGCACUCUCCUCCCCCUCCCUGGGCUCUCAUGUGCUCCUUGAAGUUGGUUUUAGGGCAUCAGGUGGUGCACCGGGAGAGUAGAGAAGGGAUCUUUCCGUCUCCCAAACGGGAAUGCUUGAGCAGACAGAAUGAUUUGAAGAAGAACACCGUGUGGAGUUCCACCCAUUUGCCCAAAGAUUAAGACCCAUCCUUAAAAGGAAGAGAAGACGUCACCUUAAACUCCCGUAAUUGAAACGUACAGCAGUACAAUCCCAUCAAAACAAGAGAGCAAUUAACAAGCAGAAAACAAUGUCUAGCAGAUCAUCCUUACGCUGCCUAAUAGAAGACCUUUUUUCUUUUUCUUUCAGGGUCCGGUGAGCUUUGAAGAUGUCGCUGUCCACUUCACAGACGAGGAAUGGGAGUUGCUGGACCCUGACCAGAGAGCUCUGCAUACGGAGGUCAUGGACGAGAAUCGUGAGAUCCUGGACUCUCUCCGUAAGGCUUUCUGCUGGAUCAUAAUAUCUGUUUUGAAAUUGCAUGUGUAUCUCUAUGUGAUAAACCACCAAUAUUUUGAUGGAGCUCAACAAGCCUCUGGGAUUCUAACAUCCCCACCGUGAACCCUGAAUGGAGGGAUUUACUCUGUGAAUAUUCUUCCUCCAUUAUCAUCAUCAUUCAAUGUCUAUGCUGCGUUUCCACAGUUAAAACAAAGCUCAAGGCGGCUUACAAUAUGAAAAGAUUUGCAUAAUUACAAAUAUAUCAAAGUAGUCAUGUUGUUGUUGUUUAGUCGUUUCGUCGUGUCCGCCUCUUCGUGACUCCAUGGACCAGAGCACGCCAGGCACUCCUGUCUUCCACUGCCUCCCGCAGUUUGGUCAGACUCAUGUUUGUCGCUUCGAGAACACUGUCCCACCAUCUCGUCCUCUGUCGUCCCCUUCUCCUUGUGCCCUCCAUCUUUCCCAAUAUCAGGGUCUUUUCCAGGGAGUCUUCUCUUCUCAUGGGGUGGCCAAAGUAUUGGAGCCUCAGCUUCAGGAUCUGUCCUUCCAGUGAGCACUCAGGGCUGAUUUCCUUAAGAAUGGAUACGUCUGAUCUUCUUGCAGUCCAUGGGACUCUCAAGAGUCUCCUCCAGACCAGAAUUCAAAAGCAUCAAUUCUUCGGCGAUCAGCCUUCUUUAUGGUCCAGCUCUAAUAAUAAUAAUAAUAAUAAUAAUAAUAAUAAUAAUAAUUAUACCCUUCCCAUCUGGCUGGGCUUCCCCAGCCACUCCUGGCAGCUUCCAACAAAAUAUUAAAAUACAGUAAUGCAUCAAACAUUAAAAGCUUCCCUAAACAGGGCUGCCUUCAGAUGUCUUCUAUAAGUCUGGUAGUUGUUGUUGCUCUUGACAUUUUCUCUUCUCCAGUUAUGCCUCUUCAAACAAAGAUGAGGCUGGUCUGAAGUGCCCGGGCCUUUUAAAAUGUAGAUUUCAGCGUCAUUAGGGAAGUUGAAGUAACUUCUGUCAGGUUUUUUUUUUUUUUAAUGAUAUUUAUUAGAAGUUUUAAAAAUUACAAAAAAAGGAAAAAAAGAGAAAACAACAAAAAAAAUUUAACAGGACAUACAUUACAAUACAUAAAGAAAAGAGAACAUAAAAAACAAUACAACAAUACAGCAAAAAAGAACAAUAACAUUAAAACACACAUCCAUAUUCCAUAUCUUUAUCUUUCAUUUACUUGUUUCAUUGACCUCCUCACACCUCCCUUUUUGUAUUCUAAUUCAAUUAAUUGUUUCAGCAAAUUCUUUCCAUCUUUCUCAAUUUUUAUUCUAUAAUUUAUCUUAACGGUCUAACCUAUUAAUUAACUCAGCAAAUCCUUUCCAUCUUUCACUGUAUUCUGUCAUUAAAUUACCUUAAUUUAUUUUAACCUUAUCUUACCAUAAAAAGCCUUAAAACUUAAACUUAAAACUUAAUACUUAUUUAUACAUAACUCCUUAUAUCAUUUCUACUAAAGCCAAAUAGUUUCAUUCCAACAUUUUUCCUAACACUCAUUAAUUUUACACUAUUUCUCAAAAUGAAUUUUUAAAAACUUUCUUCCAAUCUUCAUCCAUCGUCUCUUCUUCCUGGUCUCGGGUUAUGUCAGUCCUUUCUAUCCAUUCCAUCUAGUCCAUCAACCUGGUGAUCUUCUGUCCGAGGCUCUUAAGUCUUUUCCAUGUCCCUUCUGCAGAUCUUCUUCUUGUUUAUACCUGCACUUUACUUUGUCUUUUGUUGAUCUUUUUCUUAAUUUCUUUCCUUUCUCAUUGAGGAGUAGGUCUCGGGGAGACUCCAACCCAACAAUAUCUCCAUCCCCCCUCGACAGGUCAGCCCACUCUCCACAGUCAGCAUUGUAAUCCAAAAGGUAUUUGAAAGCAUGUUUCAAAGUCCCUCCAAAAUUAGGAGCCCCCACAACUCCAGACCCCCCCUGGCCCAAAACCAAAUCCCAAGAGCCGAAAUGGCCCUGCAUAGGGGGAUCCAUCCAACUUCCCAUCUCCAAACCAAACAGUACUCCAUCUCUCCAAAUCUGACCCUCUCCAGGUUCAGUCUUCAAAGACUGCAGCUUAUGCUCCUGCAGGGCCUUGGGUCUCUCCAUUUGUGUUAGUUGAGGUUCAACAACAGCCUCCUCCAUUAUCUUCUGCAUUUGCCCUGUCAAAGCAGAUUCCUGGGUUGGUUCCUGAAUGGUUUCUAUAUGCGUAUUCACUGUUCGUCCAAAAUUACUGACUGCAACAGUCAUCAAAUCCAUCUUCUCAUGCAGCUGCUCCAACAAAGCGCUUGUCUUGCAAAAAGCAAGCACCAAAACUUCUUCUAGGCACAUUCUUGUCCAAGGUCAGUCUGGUCUCACGAUCCUUAAUCUCCACAGCUGUGGAAUUCCCCAGAUCGACUCCAGCAACAGUUUAACAAGCUCCCUCUAGAGGAGACAAUUUCUAUUUGUAUCCAUCUUUUAAAAGCAGGUCCAACAAAAGAAAAUUACUUUCGUUUUUCAAAUACUUUGUUUCUUUUAAAUGCAAAAGGCAACAUUGGAAUCAAUAUUAUAAUGAGUGUGGGGUUGCUCGUGCGUAAGUUGCCGCCUCUCCUGGCUAUGUUGCCUUGUUAAACCUUUCUGUCUGGCCAGCCCUUCACUUCGUGGCUGCCUCAGUCGCUAGCAGAAUCUGUCAGUGGGCGUUUCUUAAACCUUUUCCAACAUAAAAGUUGUUUGACGCCCAGUCUCCUCCUACUCUCCCUGCGCGGAAGCCUUCUGCGCAGGGAGGGGUGGGUAGCGGAGGACCCGUGCUCUCCCCGCUGGUGUCCAGUGAAGAGUCCUGGAGCCCUCUCGCCGAUUCCCCCAUCUGCCCCCCUUUAUCCCUGGUGUGGCGCUGAUUUGCUUCCCCCUCUGCUGAGCUGCCUCUCUCCCUGCUGGGCCCUUCUCCAGCAUCAUUUGAGAGCCUUCCCUCCGCCUCUAGCUCCGAUGUCAGUUCCCUGACAAAUAUGUUUCUCUUUUUUAACUAUCUGUCAAAAGACGUUUCAUUCACAGUCAAUGAACUUCCCCAAAACGUCUGUCUCUGACACCCCGUUCCCAGGUUUGAGACGGUGGAAAUUUAUCUUUCUUUACUCUCUCUCCUGCAGGCUUAAACAAUCUAAAAUUCCCCCUCCUCUUCUCCUGCUUCCAAGAGGGGUUUUGGUAGUUUUAACUGAAGAAAAUUCAGUCCUUUGUAUACGACUUUCCAGACUUUAGCUUGCAAAAUUUUGCUUCAAUCUAUUUACAAAAGCAGAAGGCGGACUUCCUGUUUAGAACCUUCCCGCUUCGGUGCCAAAUUAAAAUAUUUCGUAGUCCAAUUUUCUGUUCUACUCACGGAUAGUUGUUUAGAGUCCAAUUGUCCACAGGAAAAAGUCAGCGCUCUCCGGCAACGGCUGUGCGGCUUCACUCCAUAAAAGUAGCGGUUGAUUCAAAACACCGUGCCACUCAACCCACUUCGCUUCGGGACCCCGAAAAAGGGUUUCCCCGCGAGUAGGGGAGGCGCUCUUGGUGUCAGCCGAAUCCCACGUUCCCAAGCUUCCUCCGCCUGGGAUUUUUGAAGGGUCUCCGCCUCCGCCGCGGUGGCAAGACCCGAUUUUCGCGGAGCGGGUUCCUCUCGGUCAGAGCAACUCCGCCAUUGCCGAUGGCGCUAACCCGGAAGUCUGUCAAGUUUUUUGUUUUGGCUUCUGUUAAGUUUUGGUUGACCAGAGAGAUAACUGACCAUGGACUGGAUUCCAUGGUUGGGCCAGACAAAACCUCUCCCAGAAGAGAGCCGGGCCUUUGGAAUCUCAGGUUCCCAUAUAUAUCAGUUAAUACCAGUUAACAAAGGCAGUGAAAACUAUAGUAAGGCCCCACAUCUAGAAUUGGGGGCUCAAUUUCUUCCUGAGGACCUAAUUAGUUUCUCUCUUGGUUUUUGUUUUAAAUUUUUCUUGAGUUUUGCUUUACACACAUCCACAGAAAGAUUCCAUCCACAGUUCAAAUUAAAUCUAAAAAUAAACAAAUACACAAAAAUACAUAAUAACUAAAUAUCUUUCCCUCCACCAAUUACCCAUGAUUAUUAUUCUGAGUUAUCAAACCUUGUCUUUUGAGUUGACUUCUGCCCACCACCUCAAUUUGAGUCAUUCUUUUAUUUCCUUAACUGCCUUCUUUAGACGUUCUUCAUUUCUUGGUAUUAACUUAUUUAAUUAUAGUAAUUGUUUUGUCUUUGGCAAAAAUUAAUCAAAGCAUAAUAAAUAUUUUAUUUGAGAACAAUGUUUUUCUAGGUAAUUUUUAUAGACUGCCAUUCCUUACUGAACUUUUGGCUUGUUCGGUAACUAAUUCUUUCUGUCAUUUUAGCCAGCUCAAUAUAUUCAAAUAACUUUAUUUGCCGCUCUUCCUUUGUUGGAAUCUCUUCCCCCUCCCGUUUUCUGGCUGUGAGCAUUCUUGCCACUGUAGUGGCAUAUAAAAAUAUCCUUCUUUUAUCGCUUGGGAUAUCUGAUGAUAGUAAACCCAAGAGAAAUGCUUCGGGCUUUUGGACAAAAGUUUGUUUGAACAUUCUUCAUAAAUACUAUCCCAAAAGUUCCUAAUUUUCUUACAUCCCCACCACAUUUGUAACAUUGUUCCUUCUGUCUGCUUACACCUCCAACAUUUAUUAGAAUUUGUUUUGUACAACUUUGCUAGUUUACUAGGUACUAAAUACCAUCUGUAAAACAUCUUCAUAAUAUUUUCUCUUAGUGUGUAGCACGCUGUGAAUUUUAAAUCUCUGAUCCACAAUUUUCCCCAUGCGUCCAUCUGUAUUGUAUGCCCAAAAUCUUUUACCCAUUUAAUCAUGACUUCUUUUAGCUCUUCGUCUUUUACUUCCCAAUCAAGUAGUAUAAUCUAUACAUUUUAGAUAAUACUGUUGCUUCUAUUUUGUAUUAAUUCUUUUUCUAGCUUUGAAUUUUCUGCUGUGAAUCCAUUUUUCUUAUCUACCGGUAAUUUUAAAGUUUCAUUCAAUUGAUAAUAUUGCAGCAAGUCUGUCACAUAAUGCCUACUUUCUUCGAAUUUAUUUAACUUCAAUUGAUUUCCCUCCUCUUCCAAUAAUUAUUAAAGGUUACCCAAUUCUUUUCCAUAUGUUUUUCUUUACCGAAACGGCUUCUAACGAUGAAAGCCACCAGGGGUUUUUCUGUUCCAAUAGGCCUUUGUAGUUAUCCCAUACUGUGUAUAGUGCUUUCCUUAUUAUACGGUUCAGAAAACCCCAGUGAACCUUCACCUUUCCGUAACAUAAAUAGGCGUGUUACCCAAAUCUGUUGUCCAAUCCUUCCCAAUCCAAUAAUUUCAUAAUUUGCAAAAUUAACCAUUCUUUUAACCAGCAUAGACAUGAUGCCUCAUAAUAAAUCUUCAAAUCUGGCAGGGCAAAACCUCCUCUUUCUUUAAUAUCUAUAAGUAACUUGUUUUAUUCUGGGCCUUAUGUCCUGCCAGAUGAAGGUUGAUAAGUGUCUCUUCCAUUCUUUGAAGCAUCCUGCCUCGCCUAUCACUGGGAUUGCCUAAAAUAGGAACAACAUUUUGGCCAGCACAUUCAUUUUAAUUGUGGAGAUUCUCCCCAAAAAAGAGAGAUUCAGUCUUUUCCAUAUUAAUAAUUUUGUUUAUCUCUUUCCAAGUCUUAUGUAAUUAUCAUUGUAUAAAUUUAUAUUUUUCACAGUGAUCCAAAUUUCUAAAUAUUUCCCCCCCCACACACACAAUUGAUAGACUAGAUGAUGACUGCAGCUGUAAUUUGUCUUGCGCCUCCGUAUUUUUAGCCAACAAUUUAGUUUUGUCUGUAUUCAAUUUAAAUCCUGCUACCUGGUCAAAUCCGUGGAUUCUUUCUAGAAUUUUUGGUAAACUUUCAAAUGGGUCUACUGUUGUUUUUACUAAAUCAUUUGCAUAGGCUUUUAAUUUAAAGGCUUUAUUUCUUACUCUUAUUCCUUUUAUCUCUGAAUUUUCUCUAAUUGUCAUUUCCAGUAUUUCCAGACCUGUGAUAAAUAGUAGUGGGGUUAAUGGGCAACCGUGUCUGGUUCCCUUCUUUAUAUUGAAGCGGUCAGAUAUUUCAUUGUUUAUUAUCAAUUUUGCUGUCUGAUUUUGAUAAAUUACCUCUGUGCUUCUCCUAAUCCCAUCACCUUUAUGGUUUUUUUCAUAAAUUUCCAAGAUAUAUUGUCAAAAGCUUUCUCCGCAUCGACAAACAUCAAGAUUGCCUGCUAGUCUGGUGUCAUUUCUAAGUACUCCAAUAUAUCAAUGCUUCUUGCCUUGCUUCUGGUCCUUUUCCUUCUUUUAAGAUCUUGUUCUUAACUGCUUUUAACGGUAUUGCAAGUGAAUCUUCUAAUUUUUUUGUAAUAGCAUGCCGGCAGUCCAUCUGGUCCGGGAGAUUUUCCUGGUUUCGCCUUCCUUGUCACUUGAUGGAUUUCCAUCAUUGUUAUCAGAGAAUUUAAACAUUCAAUUUUGUCACUUAAAAUCCUUGGAAAUUUACUUCUAAAAAAAAUAUUUUUCUAUUUUAUCACUGUCUUUUUCUGUUUGAUAUAUUUUUUUGAAAUAACUUUAAUUUUUUAUUUAUUGCUUCUGGGUCAUCAAUGUUGUUGUUGUUUAGUCGUCUAGUCAUGUCCGCCUCUUCGUGACCCCUUGGACCAGAGCACGCCAGGCCCUCCUGUCUUCCACUGCCUCCCGCAGUUUGGUCAAACUCAUGCUGGUUGCUUUGAGAACACUGUCCCACCAUCUCGUCCUCUGUCGUCCCCUUCUCCUUGUGCCCUCCAUCUUUCCCAACAUCAGGGUCUUUUCCAGGGAGUCUUCUCUGGAAAGACUCUUCUUCUUCUUCAUCAUCAAUAACCUUCCCUUUUUCUUCCAGUUUCUCUAUAAUCCAUUCUUUUUGUUUCUUUUGUAGUUACCAUGCAAGCAGUCUUCCUGGUUUAUUGGUGAAUUACAAGUUUUUUCUGUUUUAAUUAUUUAAUCUUUUGUUCAGUUUCUUGAUUUAUGAGUAUAGAAAGUUGUGUUUGUAGCAUUUUGAUAUUUUGUUUCACCGUCUAAUUUUGUUGUUUUUCAACAGUUCUUUCUCAUUAGUGUAUAAAAAAACUCCUCAUUACUGCCUUUCCUGUAUCCCACACUGUAUUUAUAUCAAUUUCUUCACUUAAAAUUUUCUACUAACUGAAAAAUAGUUAUUGGAAGUCUUUCUUAUUUGGUUCUUUUUUCUAUAGUCAUUUUAUCUAACUCUAAUGAGGGAAUGCCAUACAGAUCUCCCCGUAAUACAAUUUUUUAAAAUUACUAUAAUCUAGCAUUUUCUCAAAUAAUCUAGGGUUUGCAUAUAUUAUCACUCCUCUUUUUUUCAUCCUGUCUGAUGAGAUAAAUGCUGAACCCAGUUUUUUAUUUAUUAAGAUUCUUAUGUUUUCUGGCAGUGUGUGUUUCUUGCAAACAAAUAAUGUCCCUUUCCACCCAUUAAUAUGUUCGCUAUUUUGUUUCUUUUCAUCUUAUUGUUCAAUCCAUUUACAGUCCAAGAAAUAUAUUUUACAUUCAUCAUUUAAUUGUAAUUUAUUUCAAUACUUCUUUCAGUAAACAAAUAUACCAAAAAAUGAAUGUAAAGAGAAAAUUCCAGACACAUUCCUAAACAGUAAAACCUUAACCUUAGAUUCUCUUCUCUAGUCCUCUUGAUCACCUGUUGAGUCUACUCUUUGAUCCGCUUUGUCUUUUUGUUGUAGGUGGUGAUGAAUUGGAAAGGGAGAUUGACGAAAUCUACACAGUGGAUGAGCCAUAUACAUACAUGGAAUGUGAAGAGAACUUCAGCCAGAGCUCCUAUUCUGCUUCCCAGGACAUAAAUCCCAUUGGAUUUCUCUAUCAAUACAACGAAUGCAUAAAUAGCUUCAUUUGGCAGGAUGGUCUCUCGUCACAGGACACAACGCACAAGGGGGAGAAACCAUAUCUGUGCUUGACGUGUGGGAAGAGCUUCAGUCGGAAGGACCACCUUGUUUCCCAUGAAAAAAUUCAUACAGGGGUGAGACCCUAUCAGUGCUUGGAAUGUGGGAGGAGCUUCAUUCGUAGUUCCGCUCUCACUUCCCAUCAGAGAAUUCAUACUGGGGAGAAACCCUAUCAGUGCUUGGAAUGUGGGAAAAACUUCAGCUGGAAGGAAAGUCUCACUUCCCAUCAAAGAAUCCAUACGGGCCACAAACCGUAUCAGUGCUCGGAAUGUGGAAAGAGCUUUCGCCAGAGGGGCGAUCUCACUUCCCAUCAGAGAAUUCAUACAGGGCAGAAACCAUUUCACUGCCAAGAGUGCGGAAAGAGCUUCACACAGAGCACUAGUCUCAUGCUCCAUCAAAGAAUUCAUACAGGGGAGAAACCGUACCAGUGCUUGGAAUGUGGAAAGAGCUUCAGUCGGAAGGACCAGCUCACUUCCCAUGAGAGAAUUCAUACAGGGGAGAAGCCCUAUCAGUGCUUGGACUGUGGAAAAAACUUCAGUCGGAGGGUGAAUCUCACUUCCCAUCAGAGAACUCACACAGGGCAGAAACCAUUUCCCUGCUUGGAAUGUGGAAAGAGCUUUAGUCAGAGGGUGAAUCUUGCUUCCCAUCAGAGAAUUCAUACAGGGCAGAAACCAUUUCACUGCCAAGAGUGCGGAAAGAGCUUCACACAGAGCACUAGUCUCGUGCUCCAUCAACGAAUUCAUACAGGGGAAAAACCGUACCAGUGCUUGGAAUGUGGAAGAUGCUUCCGUCAGAGCACCUGUCUCGCUUCCCAUCAGAGAAUUCAUACAGGGGAGAAACCAUUUCCAUGUCAAGAGUGCGGAAAGAGCUUCUCACAGAGCACAGGUCUCAUUCUCCAUCAAAUCACUCAUACAGGGGAGAAACCAUAUGAGUGCUUGGAAUGUGGGAAGAGUUUCACUCGGAACAACCAACUCACUGCCCAUCAAAGAAUUCAUACAGGGGAGAAACCCUACCAAUGCUUGGAAUGUGGGAAGACCUUCCGCGAUAGGAGCAAUCUAACUACCCAUGAAAGAAUUCACAGCGGGGAGAAACCAUUUCAAUGCCAAAUUUGUGGGAAGAGCUUCACACAGAGUACUGGUCUCAUGCUCCAUCAAAGAAUUCAUACAGGGCAGAAACCGUACCAGUGCUUGGAAUGUGGGAAGAGCUUCAGUCAGAGCACACAUCUUACUUCCCACCAGAGGAUUCAUACCGGGCAAAAACCGUUUCAGUGCUUCGAAUGUGGGAAGAGCUUCAGUCGAAAGGAAAGUCUCAGUUUCCAUGAAGCAACUCACAUGGGGAGCAACCAGUUAAAUGCUAGUGAUGUGGAAACAGCUUCAAUUUCAGGAGAAGUCUCACUCUCCUUUUAAAAAAUCAUACUGGGGAAGGAUACCAGUGCUUGAAACUUAUGCUAAGAUGGAAAAAAACAGCAGAAAAACAUGCUUGGCCUAUCUCAAAAAAGGCCUCUCAUGAUAAGGACACCUCCCUCUUCUGGAGUACAAUAUCAGGCCUGCUGGAGAAUGCUUGCAAUCUUCCAGUAUGUACUAUCGGACCCAAUGAAGGGAUCCAAUAUCCUCAUUCACUCUCUCGUGGGCAGGAUGAUGACGUCAACCAAAUAACAGAAUCUUUGGAAAACUUUCCAUCCUGGCCUCCAGUAUCUAUAAUCGAGGUCAAGUACCUUACUUCACAGUCAAAAAAUAAUAAAGCACCCGGCAUAGACUGUUUGGCCCCAGAACUGUUGAAAUCUAACAUCGGCUGGUGGGCCUCCCUGCUGGCAGUAAUAUUCGAUUCAUCCGGGUUAUUUCCUGAAGUCUGGGCCACAGCUGCAGUCAUCCCUUUAUUCAAAAAGGGCCUUCCAUCCGAUCCGGCUAGUUAUAGACCAAUUUGUUUGCUACCUGUAAUUAGCAAAUUAUAUGCAAAGCAUCUUUACAAUAAGAUAGCUAAUUAGAUGGAGCUAUUUUUGCCGAAGAGCAAGCAGGAAUUAGAUAAGGCAGAUCCGCUAUAGACCAUUGCUUAGUACUAGCCUAUUUUAUAGAUAAGUAUGUUAAGAAACCAGGUGGUGUGCUAUAUGCAGCUUUCAUUGAUCUGAAAGCUGCAUUCGAUUCAAUCUCUCUAGUAAGACUGGGAUAAGUUGAACUCUUCAAGUAUAGAUAAAAGAUUAUUGUUAUUGAUUAAAUGUCUGUAUAAAAACGCUGUGCUGAAAGUGUGUUGCUCUACAAAUGGGCAGCUCACAGGAUCCGUACCAGCCACAAAGGCAGUUAAGCUUUGUUUAAUUUAUAUAUUUAAUUUAUAUAUAAAUGAUAUUGUCCAGAGUUUAACAUCUCCAGAGGAUCAUGCCUCUACAUUGGCCACAAAAGCCGUUUCUAUAUUAUUAUACAGAGAUGAGGCGGUACUUCUAUCUAGAACAAGAGUAGGCCUAAAAAGAUGGAUGAGGGCAUUCUCAGGAUACUGCCGAAGAGAACAGCUGGCUGUGAAUUGCAAGAAAACUAAAGUUUCAAGAAAUGAUAGGGCCCAUAGAUGGUAUAUUGAUAAUAAGUUGAUCGAACUAGUUAAAGUCUUUAAAUACCUCUGCCUUGUUUUUCAGUCAAUAGGGUCAUGGGGAGCACAUCAGAAAUGUGCAAAGGAAAAAGUGUCUCGAAGCGCCAAGAUUCUGUAAUGCUUUUUCCAUACAAAAGGUGGCGAUCGCACACCAUCAGCCCUUGAAGUGUUUAAAGCUAAACCCCUAGCACAGUUAUUAUAUGGGGCUCGCAUUUAUAGAAGCUGUUCAGUCUAAGUUUCUAAGGCAGUUUUUUCCCCUGUACAAUCCUGUGUUCCAAAUUCUUCAUUGUGCUUGGAAGUAACCCGUUCUGGUACUUCCAGUUUUUGGCGGUCCGCAACCCAAAAAAACGCAACCUGAAGUGUCUGUGACCCGAGAUAUGACUGUACAGCCUUCAGCUGUACUUUAGGAUCUAUUUCAAAAAAUUCCACUGGGGAAAUGGUGGUGUCCCUGUGGAGAUGGCAGUAUUGAAUCAGUAGCUCGUGCGCUUCUGGUUUGCAUUCUUUGUAAAGGUUUGAGGAGUGAGGUUAUUGCCCCUCUGUUAUUGUCUAUGACAAGUCACUCAACCAUUGCUCCUGUGUCCUUCUAGCAGAUCAAGAUAACCAGGUGACAGCAAAAACUGCAAAUUUUUUAGCAGGGGCAAUUAGAGUAAGAUCUAUUACAGUCAUACCUCGGGAUAAAUAUGCUUCAGGUUGAGCGUUUUCCGGUUACUCUCCACGGCGACCCAGAAGUAACGGAAUGUGUUACUUCUGGGUUUCGCCGCUCGCGCAUGCGCAGAUGCUCAAAAUGACAUCAUGCGCGGAAGCGGCAAAUCGCGACCCGCAGACGCGGGUUGCGUUCGCUUCAGGAUGUGAACGGGGCUCCGGAACGAAUCCUGUUCACAUCUAGAGGUACCACUGUAUUUGAUUAUUGAUGUAAACUUCCAGAAUGUAUUUUGUAUAGUUAAGUUUUUACCCCUAUCUCCAGUCCAAUGUAUUGUAUUUUAGUGCUUGAAAUGUGGGAAAGGCUUUAUUAAAGGCACAGUAGUCAAUGUGGGGGGAAACCGUUUCAGUGCUUGGAAUAUGAAAAGGAGGGAGAAGCCUGUGGGCUUCAGGCAGAGGGUCAGUCUCACAGCCCAUCAAGGAACUUACAGGGGGAGAAACCUUUUUUCUUUUCUUUUUUUUAGAAAAAGCUUUAUAUUCUCUAUUGAAAGUUCAGAAGUACAUAAUUACAGGUGCACAAAGACACACACAAAAGAAAAACAAUACCCAUGUAGAAAACAAAACAGAAUAACAAAAAAAGUAUAAAUUACAAAAAAAUUAAAAUGUUAUUGUAGUUAAGUAGCCCUUAAUAUGGUUCCAGAUAUCAUUGAGCUAUCGGAAGUCUACAUUUAUACACGACUUGUUCACGUGUAGCGAGUUUGUACAUAUCUUCAAUCCAGUUGUGGAAGAGAGCCUCAUUUUUAUUUUUCCAGUUCAUCUGUACCUGUCCUUUUGCCAUAGUAUGAGUGCAGAGAGUUUGUUCGUAUUGUCCCUUAGUUAGAUUCCAUGUUUUGGGGAUAUAAUUGAAAAGGAUGUUUUCCUCUGCAAAUCUAGGGUUAUUCUUUACAGUUGUGUUGAUCAUCUCUUAUUACCUUCUGCCAAAACUUUAGCAAUGUACGACAUUGUUCAAACCUGUGUUGCAGAAAAGCAUUAUCUCUGUUGUAUCUCCAGCACCUAGAUGUCUUAGAUGGUCCUUUCAUAAAUAAGUGCAAAGGAGCCCAGUAAGUUCUAAAUAUUAUUUUUUCUUUUAUGUGCUUUAUUUGAGGUCCAGAGAUAACACAGUUUCCCAUUAUUUGGUCAAGAUUGGCAUAUCCCACUCUGUAUUUCAUUUCUCCUUUAUGAACUGUGUAUUAAACUGGUUUGCUAUAAUAAACAUUUAUACAAGGCAA